Molecule: messenger RNA, 3569 nt
Organism: Pseudoliparis swirei
Lineage: Eukaryota; Metazoa; Chordata; Actinopteri; Perciformes; Liparidae
Gene: cks1b
Product: CDC28 protein kinase regulatory subunit 1B
Exons: 4
Coding region: 788-1024 (78 amino acids)
Biological process (GO): regulation of mitotic cell cycle
Cellular component (GO): cyclin-dependent protein kinase holoenzyme complex; SCF ubiquitin ligase complex
Molecular function (GO): ubiquitin binding; protein kinase binding; cyclin-dependent protein serine/threonine kinase activator activity
Source: RefSeq, a predicted model, not a curated record
AUAUAGUAUUGUCUUAUAAUGAUGCAUUUAUGUGUGAGCAGAAUUUUCCAUAGGGCUGCAGCUAUAGCUCAUCUGUGACAUGCAAUUAUUAGAUUGAGUUUGUAAUCCUUGUGAUGUCAUUACAGUCCCAUACUGUCAACUUUGAUGACAUAUGUAUACAUAUAUUUAUACUUAUAGAUGUUUGAAAUUAAGUUUUGUGUGAAGACACAACGAUUUUGGCAGAUUAAUGUAGUACAUGUAGGUCAUUCACCUGGAAGCCUAAUGGUAGCUGCUCCGAAUUACGUCACCCUUUCUGUCUCUUUGCUUCAUAUACAUAACAUGGUCAACGUCUAUGAAGAUAAUUAUAAAAAAGAGUAUAGUUGUCUUAUAAUAACACCAUAGUAAAAAAAGACACUUGUAAUGUACACAUGAUAAGACAGUAUUAUGACGCGGGUCUCGCGGUUUAUGCAACGAUAUUAAAAUAUGUGAUGUUUGUAUGUGUGUUGCAUACUGUCAUUGCAUACUGGCAGUUACAAGCUGUCCGACGAUGCCGACCAAUUAGAAGACCGCGUAGCGAUUACGUCAAUUUCCUGCGACAUAUUGAACAGACCAAUGGCAGGAGAGUUAGCCGAAUGGCUUGACCAAUGGGAUGGGACGAGGUCUAUUUGAACGGUGAAAAGCGGGCUAGCAAACAUUCGAGAGGGAAACAAAGAAGGGAGAACAUCCUGCAACUGCUGGACGUAAAAAACCCUGGAAUAAUUAGCUUUUUCUAAUCAGGAUACUUUGACAAUCAAAUAAGGGCUCCGUCAUGUCUCAUAAACAGAUCUACUACUCUGAUAAAUAUGACGAUGAAAAAUACGAGUACAGGCACGUAAUGCUACCCAAAGACAUUGCAAAGCGUGUACCCAAAACCCAUUUGAUGUCGGAGACCGAGUGGAGGAACCUGGGGGUCCAGCAGAGCCAAGGAUGGGUCCAUUACAUGAUCCACCAGCCAGAGCCACACAUUUUGCUGUUCCGACGCCCGCUUCCCUGCCAAAAGGCAUAACGGGAGAGAAACUCCAAGUCCUGUGAAGAUCAGUCCUACUUGCCACAGAUCAACUCAUCAAACGGGGAUCAUGCUAUCAGAUUACCAAACUCUUGUGUGGUAGGUGAUUUGGGCUGAUCAUGUUGAACUUGGAAAAGGACUAUGACAUUUAUAAACAGUGGUUGUUGAAUGGUGUAUGCGUUGAAGGAAAACCAUCACCCACGUCUCCAGGAAAAGACCUUCAUGUGAUAACAGCGACGCGUCGUGUGCCUGAAAACCUUAAACAAAACAGAUCGCACAGACUUUUUGACUCCUGUCAAACUUGCUGAACCUGCUUGGAUCUUCCAGCUUUUUAGAUCAAUUGGUAAAAGAUGUGGGGGGUGAAACUUGUUCAAACAUUGAGUGACUUAACGGAGUGUUUUCUGGGUCAGGCUCGACUCACAAGACGGACUGAACAGCUGGAUCCUAAAUUAAAGUUUGACUGAAACAUCAACGUGCGGCUUUAAGUGACAUGUUGCUGCUUGGUUUAAAUGAUACUGUAAAUUGACAUUUAACACUUUUUGUCAUGUGCAUGAAAAGCCGCAUAGAUAAGAGUCACAUAUUAACUAGUUUUAAUCCCCCCUCCACCAUAACAACAACAGUUUUGCCCUACUUUAAAAAAAACAAAUCCUUUGGAUGUCUGAUUGUACCAGUGAGCUGCUCAGUAUUUAAAUGUGUGGCCCUUUCUGAAAUAAAUGGAAACUUUUAAAUAUUUGCUUUGGGACCAAAAUACCAAGCAAUUUGAUGCAUCAUGGAACAAUAACGGGGGGAGAGACAGUAGAGGAAUAAAAGGCUAUUGAUGACCGACACUACCCGCAAUAGCUCUUAAAGAAGGAAACCAAUCUGGACAAUUUUAAAGGGAGGCUGGAGCUAAUUACAUUUGUUUCAGAUUGUGGGGUUGAAUACUAUUGCUUCACGGCACUUGUUUUCACUGUCCUGCUCAUGGAUACGUUCACCCACUGUGACAUGUCUGUUUACUGUCUGUUUAUUUUGUUUACUACCACAAACUGAGCUGCUCUGCUGUCACUGAGGCUACAACUGCCUUGAAUAAUUGUUCUUUGAACUUGUGCCUUGUGUGUGUACGGUUUGCUUUUGUUCACGCCUAGCUGUCUGAAUCUGUUUUUAUAAUGUGCAGGUAUGGCACUGUUCCACCCUCAUAAAUAUUAAAGAAUCAAUGCAAUCAAAGUGAUGAUGCAUUUAGUCUUUAAAUCAAAUGACUGACAUGACAUCUGUGUUGGAUGAAGUCCCUGUACCUUUUUUGGUAAUCUGAAAAAUAACUAGAACAGUGGAUUAUGAAGGUGGUGUUGAUGAUGCCUCAUGUUGUGCUAUAAUAUGUGGCAGCAUCAAAAUGAAGAUAUUCACAAAAUGGUAUUUGCCAUGUUUUAACUCUAACAGCUAUUUAUCAGCACUAGCAAAUUUACCCUUUUUUUAAUGAAGAGAAAAUGUUUUACCAACUUCAUGUAGUGCGGGACAAACACACGUCCACCAGAGCAGUAUGAAAUUCUUAAAAUACACCUUUUGCUUUUCACUGUUUCCUAUUUCUGUCAACCUGUAAAAUAAAAGGAAACUGAAAAGAAAUGCACUUAGGAAAUGUGACUUGCGUGUUGGAAUCACUGAACAUGUUCGUCCUCCCAGACUGUUUUCAAACCCUUCUCAUCACACACACACACUGCCGGUUUAAUGACAUGACAUGCUGUCUGAUGCCUUUAUGAAUUUAAUGAUGGAGGCCCACCCCUUCAUUCAAAAGUCAGCAUUGAUUUCAAUGCAGUGGUGUGUGAAACCUCCAGUACUUGAUGGUUCUGUACCGCUUCUUCAGCUGGGCCAGACCCAAUCAUUAAAGCCAUUUGUAGUAAAUGCCCCUGCUGAAGAGCAUUGUCUGUCUACAUUGGGUCUUUGGCCUCCAUUCACAGCUUCAUUACAGCUCCACGUGGCUGGGGGAAGCGUGAGCCUAAACCGUGCUGUAAAGCUGCCAUGUGUGCGCUAAUCAGGUGGAGGAGCUUCUCACCACGUGGCGUGGCGUAUACUGUAAUGAGCUGUGAUCUGACACUGCAGGGAUGUGUGAUGUUAUGAUGCACAGUUGCUUUUCAUCCAGUGGCACAGGGAUGCUGCAUCUGUUGUCUGGCACUGUGACUGGACUCGAGGGUUUCUUGUUCUAUUGGCAGUAAUAUGUGCGUGAGCUCCCGUUCCAUGUGUAAUGUGGGUCUCCUCGACCGGCAAAUGUCUCUGUGAGCUUUAUGGACAAAAUGUUUCACGAGUCGUGAUGAUGGUGCAUAAAGGGAGAGGCAGGCGCAGCAUCUGCUGCACAUUUAAAAGUUACUCGGUGUCAACGACUGGUGUAUUAUUGCUCCAUGGAAGUUUUAAUGAGCAGAAAAUAACAAAAACAUGAGGUUGGAUGGUUGAGUCCAAACAGGAUUAACCUCUUUGUAAAUCAGGUUUUUGUUCUUGAAAACAAAUGAGAUAAAGUCGUCUAUCCCCAUGCUGUUUCUUUAACCUUGCAAACAAACAAUAAACCGUUACAUAAACACAA